GGUGACGCUAGCUGGAGAGUUGCUGGAGGCGGGGAGGAUCCGCAGCCACCAUGGCAACCUGAGACGCCUCGCGUUCCCGUUCCUCCCCGCGGGCAGCAAAGCCGAGAGGGCCAGCCAGCCAACCUUCGGCCCUGGAAGAAGACCCCCGCGGCAUGAGGGGGGAGGAGGCGGUGACGGCGGGGGUGGUGCCCGAGGCGGGCCUCGACCGGGAGCCGCCUCCGCAGCCCGAAGGCCUGGGGUACGGAGCGCGUGGGGACCCCGGCGGCGGCGGCGGCGGCCCCCAGGAAUCCCGUAAGCAGUGGAAGAAAUUUUUAUAUUGUGAGCCACAUAGGAGAAUUAAGGAAGUACUGGAAGAAGAACUUUAUAUUAAGAGAGAUGAAUGCCACGUUAAAAAUCCACCUGCAGGGAGCCGUGUUCUUAUCCGUACUUGGUCAAAGCGAGACUGCGGUGGCGCAACGGAAAUGAGCAAAAAGGUCUGGAAGCCGAGGCUCAGGGGGAAGCACAGUGACUUGACCGCAGUCACUACAGUGGAAUAACUGAUCCUUGGAAGCAGGCUUGUCAGAAGCUGAGGUCUUUGCUCUUAGCCACUGGGUUACAUGUUAAAACCUGAGAUUAUGUUUUCUUACAAGAGAAAAGAUUUUGAAACUGUAGUGGGAGCAAAUAGUAUUUCUCUUCAGUAAAAACAGGAUCUUGUCCAGGCUUAGGUUCAAACUGGAGGCAGAACAGGUUUCAGAGGCUUUACAUAGACCUGUCAGGUAAGCACAGGGGCCUGGAGCCACAGGAUCUCAUCAUUCUGAAAAAAAAGAAAUGCAAUUUUCCAGUCAGAUCUGCUGUCAGAUGUAAUGGAAUCUGGGCAACCUAGAGAACUCUCUGGAUAAGUAAGAAUUUAGCUAACAUCGUCAUUCAUAUAUUCUCAGUGGUUCCCUGAAGAUUUUCCCCUCCUUAAGACUUAAAAAAAAUGAGAGAGAGAGAGGAGAUCCC
Messenger RNA from Phacochoerus africanus (Common warthog), 981 nucleotides. It is a transcript of the gene C11H11orf97, whose product is annotated as chromosome 11 C11orf97 homolog. Lineage: Eukaryota; Metazoa; Chordata; Mammalia; Artiodactyla; Suidae. The transcript has 4 exons. The record is from RefSeq and is a predicted model, not a curated record. Gene Ontology annotation, cellular component: ciliary base. Bases 153 to 536 code for a protein of 127 amino acids.